Trichomycterus rosablanca is the source of this 5701-nucleotide messenger RNA. RefSeq names its product dedicator of cytokinesis protein 2 (gene dock2). The transcript is spliced from 52 exons. Gene Ontology annotation, biological process: myoblast fusion; cell migration; small GTPase-mediated signal transduction. Lineage: Eukaryota; Metazoa; Chordata; Actinopteri; Siluriformes; Trichomycteridae. Gene Ontology annotation, cellular component: plasma membrane; cytoplasm. The record is from RefSeq and is a predicted model, not a curated record. Bases 42 to 5531 code for a protein of 1829 amino acids. Gene Ontology annotation, molecular function: small GTPase binding; guanyl-nucleotide exchange factor activity.
AGAGGAACUUGAACUGAGACAAAUCAUUGUCUUGCUUCAUCAUGACUCCAUGGACCAGGACCACCACUGAAAGAUAUGGAGUUGUUAAAUGGAAUUUCACAGCCUGUGGAGAGAAGCAGUUAUCUCUUGUGGUGGGUGAAACGGUGCACAUACAGGAGGCGUGUGACGGUUGGUAUAAGGGCUACCUGACCCGGAACAAAGAGCAAAAAGGGGCAUUUCCAGCAAACUUCGUUGACCUGAAGGAAUUUAUCAUUGAAAAAAGGAGAAAUGAAGAGGUUGUGUACUCCGCUGAGAUGCCCCUUGUUAAAGAAGUUACCACCACACUGAGAGAAUGGGGAAGCAUCUGGAAACAGCUGUUUGUGACCAAUAAGAAGGUUCGUUUUAGCCAGGUGCAGGCACUGAUGUGGGAUCUGAUGGAAUGGCGUUCCCAGCUACUGUCCGGCACGCUGCCCGGCGAUGAGUUUAAGGAACUAAAACAGAAAGUCACAUCUAAAAUCGACUAUGGGAACAAGAUACUGGAACUGGAUCUGGUAGUAAGGGAUGGUGAUGGGAAUAUACUGGACCCUGACAAUGCCAGUGUCAUCAGUCUGUUUAGGGCUCAUGAGGACGCUACGGCUAAAAUCACAGAACGCAUCAAAGAAGAACAGUCUAACGUCCAGAUGGAUCACUCUGGAGUCUCGGCACGCAUCCAGUCCUCUCCCACACACAGCCUUUACGUCUUUGUUCGCAAUUUUGUCUGUCGCAUUGGAGAAGAAUCCGAGCUUUUCAUGUCGCUGUAUGACCCCCUCAAACAAAUGAUUAUCAGUGAAAAUUAUCUAAUAAGAUGGGGAGAAAAAGGUUUUCCUAAAGAUGUGGAAAUGCUCAACAACCUGAAAGUGGUCUUUACUGAUUUGGGAAACAAAGACUUGAACAGAGAGAAGAUCUAUCUAAUAUGUCAGAUUGUACGUGUGGGGCGUAUGGACCUGAAGGAGACCAAUAAGAAGUGCACCACAGGAUUGCGCAGACCAUUUGGGGUUGCAGUGAUGGACAUUAGUGACAUCAUUAAAGGAAAGGCUGAAUGUGAUGAAGAAAAGCAGUACUUCAUUCCUUUUCAACCGGUCUCGGCUGAACACGACUUUCUUCACACCUUGUUGACAAAGGUGACCACCUCUAGAGGAGACAGUGGAGGACAGGGUUUAUGGGUGACUAUGAAGGCUCUAGUUGGUGAUAUUGUUCAGAUCCGUAAGGAAUACCCACACCUUGUGGACAGGAGCACAGUAGUGGCACGAAAACUGGGCUUUCCUGAAAUCAUUAUGCCAGGAGACAUUCGCAAUGACAUCUACCUCACUCUGCACUCUGGAGACUUCGACAAAUACAACAAAACCACACAAAAGAAUGUGGAGGUCAUCAUGCUCGUGUGUGACGAGGAGGGAAAAGUUGUGCCGAAUGCUAUCUGUUUAGGAGCUGGAGAUAAACCAGUGUCUGAAUACAGAUCCGUCAUCUACUAUCAGAUUAAACAGCCCCGUUGGAUGGAAACUUUUAAGGUGGCUAUCCCUCUUGAGGAGAUGCAGAGAAUUCACCUUCGUUUUAUGUUCCGCCAUCGAUCCUCUCAGGAAUCAAAGGAUAAGAGUGAGAAAAACUUUGCCAUGGCAUUUGUGCGCCUGAUGAAGGAGGAUGGCACUGUCCUGAAGGAUGGACCACAUGACCUGGUGGUGUUUAAGGGUGAUAGUAAGCGUAUGGAGGAAGUCAGCUCCUACCUGUCUUUACCCUCUGAGCGUACUCAUACUGAUACCCACAAGGGCUCGACGUUAUUGAGGCACAACAGCACUGCAGGAAGCCUGUCUAUCAGCUCACGGGACAGCUUUACGAUCUCCACCCUUGUCUGCUCCACCAAACUUACCCAAAAUGUGGGUUUGCUGGGACUGCUUAAAUGGAGGACUCGGCCUGAACUGCUCAGGAGCAACCUACAGGAACUUAAACUCAUUGAUGGAGAGGAAGUCGUCAAGUUUCUGCAAGACACGCUUGAUGCUCUGUUUAACAUUAUGAUGGAGCACUCUCAAACUGAUGACUAUGACAUAUUGGUCUUUGAUGCCCUGAUCUACAUCAUAGGACUGAUUGCAGACAGGAAGUUUCAGCAUUUUAACACAGUGCUGGAGGCAUACAUUAAACAGCACUUCAGUGCUACCCUAGCCUACAAAAAAUUGAUGUCAGUGUUGAAGACGUACCUGGAUGUAUCUAGUCGUGGAGAGGCAUGUGAGCCCAUUCUCCGCACCCUGAAAGCUCUUGAGUACAUCUUCAAGUUCAUCGUCCGCUCCCGCAUGCUCUACUCCCAAUUGUAUGAAGGGAAGGAACAAGGAGAGUUUGAGGACUCUCUCAAGGGUCUGUUUGAAUCCAUCAACAACUUGAUGAAGAGUGAUUACACCACCACCCUACUGCAGCAGGUGGCAGCUCUGAAGUAUUUACCUGCUGUGCUGCAAGAUAUCGAGACUGUCUUUAAUGCAAAACUGCUCAGUAAAUUGCUGUUAGAUUUCUACACCUGCAUUCCUCCAGAGAAGCUACAGAAGCACAAAGUGGCCUCUAUGACUGAAAUUGUCAGCAGCCGUCUCUUCAGAAGAAAGGAUUGUCGAGAUAUCCUUUUACCAAUGAUGCUAAAAGAGCUGAGUAUAGCAUUGGCUGAUUUUGGAGAUGGUCAUCAGGACGAGAGAAAGAACAGCGUUGAACUUCUCAACAAAAUCUUGGAUGUGCUUAGCCAUAAAGAUGUGGGAGACACAUUUAAGCACAUUCAGAAAAUUGUAACAUCACUCCUGAGGACGAUAAACCGCACCGUGAUCACCAUGGGUCGAGAACAUGCCCUUAUUUCUCGGGUGGUGGCCUGCAUGACUGCUGUACUAAGUCAGAUGGAUGAUCAACACUAUAGCAGCUACAUAGAAACUUUCAAUGGCACUAGUGACCUAGUGGACUUCUUAAUGGAAACAUUUAUGCUGUUUAAGGAUCUGAUCGGCAAACACGUAUAUCCCUCUGACUGGGUCACCAUGAUCAUGGUGCAGAACAGAGUGUUUCUCAGAGCUAUCAAUACCUACGCUGAUACCAUGAAUCACAAAUUCCUUGACAAUGACUUUGAAGUGCAGUUGUGGAAUAACUACUUUCAUUUGGCUGUGGCAUUUAUUACCCAGGAAUCUUUGCAGUUGCAGCAUUUUUCCCCCACUAAGAGAAACAAGAUUCUGGCAAAAUAUGGAGACAUGAGGAGGAAGAUUGGUUUUGCUAUCAGAGACAUGUGGUACAAGCUGGAGGUAAAUAAGAUCUGUUUUAUCCCUGGCAUGGUGGGGCCAAUACUGGAGAUGACUCUAAUUCCUGAAGAAGAACUGCGCAGAGCUACCAUACCCAUUUUCUUUGACAUGAUGCAGUGUGAACACAACCACUCUGGACACUUUAAGAAAUUUGAGAAUGAAAUCAUUCUGAAGUUGGAUCACGAGGUUGAAGGAGGGGGAGGAGAUGUGAGAUACAUGGAACUCCUUCAGACCAUUCUAUUAGAGUGUGCCCAGGAGCGGCCGAACCUUUUGAAGGAAGUCCGCAACUUUGUCUCCCUGGUGACUGGUCUUCUUGAGCGUCUCCUUGACUACCGCACCGUGAUGAGUGACGACAGCCGCAACAACCGCAUGAGCUGCACCGUCAAUCUUUUGAAUUUCUACAAGGACAUCAAUCGUGAGGAAAUGUACAUCAGGUACCUAUACAAGUUGAGGGAUCUUCAUUUGGAGAACGAGAACUACACAGAGGCAGCAUACACACUACUGCUGCAUUCCAAACUGCUUAAGUGGUCAGAUGAGCAGUGUGCUCCUCAGCUGGAUUAUCGGAGUCCCCAGUCACAGAGACAGCUUAAAGAAACACUCUAUGACACCAUCAUCAGCUACUUUGACAAGGGCAAGAUGUGGGAGGAAGCCAUUGCAUUGUGUAAAGAGCUUGCAGAGCAGUACGAGAUGGAGGUCUUCGACUAUGAACUACUUGGGCAGAGCCUGAAACAACAGGCAAAAUUCUAUGAGAAUAUCAUGAAGAUUCUUCGACCAAAACCAGACUACUUUGCUGUGGGAUACUAUGGCUGUGGCUUUCCCCAGUUCCUACGAAACAAGGUGUUCAUUCAUCGUGGGAAGGAAUACGAGCGUAGAGAGGAUUUCCAGAGCCAGCUGAUGAGCCAGUUUCCCAGCGCUGUCAGACUUAAUAUCACCACCAUGCCUGGAGACGACAUUAAGAACUCCCCCGUGCAAUACAUCCAGUGCUUUACUGUCCAGCCAGUCCUGGAAAUCCCUCCCCGUCUGAUGAACAAGCCUGUUCCUGAUCAGAUUAUCAACUUCUACAAAUCAAACUACGUCCAACGAUUUCAGUACUCUCGACCUGUGAGGAAGGGUAAGGUGGAUCCUGACAAUGAAUUUGCUUCUAUGUGGAUUGAACGCACCACUUUCUAUACUGCGUAUAAGCUGCCGGGAAUCCUGCGCUGGUUCGAGGCCACAAACAUGACUCAUACAACAGUUAGUCCACUGGAGAAUGCUAUAGAGACUAUGGGAAACACCAACGAGAAGAUCCUAACCAUGAUAAACCUGUACCAGUGCGAUGAGACUUUACCUAUAAACCCCCUUUCCAUGCUCCUCAAUGGCAUCGUAGAUCCUGCUGUCAUGGGCGGUUUUGCAAAGUAUGAAAAGGCAUUUUUCACUGAAGAGUACACGCAAGAGCAUCCGGAGGAUAAAGAAAAGCUGUUCCGCCUCAAGGAUUUAAUUGCUUGGCAGAUCCCCCUGCUUGGCCGAGGGAUCGCUCUCCACGGCAAGAGGGUGACAGAUGACCUUCGACCUUUCCAUGAGCGCAUGGAGGAGUGCUUCAAACAGCUGAAGAAAAAAGUGGAGAAAGAGUAUGGGGUCAAAGACCUGCCUGACAUGGAUGAGAGAAGGUCCACUCGACCACGCUCUGUUCUGCGCUCAGUUCGUCAAUCCAUCUGCUCAUUGGCUGGAUCGGAAUGUGGAACCCCAACUAAGGCACACCCAGACAGUGUCUCCUCUGACUCAGCAAUACCACUCACACCAACCACCCUGCCCCGCUCCAGUGGGAGCAUCAGCGUAAUUGACGAGAGUGGCAAUGAGGUGGAGGUAAAGCUAAGAAAGUCAAAAAAGAAGAAGAAGCAAGGAAGAAGCAGCAUGAUUUUUAUCAGUGAAGAGAAAGAGCGAAACAACACACUGGACCUCAAGCGGCUGUCAAAAAAGCAAGAGUUCCGCAGUGAUACAAACCUAUCAGAACCUGCUGAAGUGUCCAGCCUGGCCAGUAUUAACUCCAGAUCACUGCCUACUAUCACAGGUCUAGCUCUGACAGUAGCCAAUGGGAGCGAGGAGUCGGAGUCAUCGCGAUCAAAGCGGGACAGUAAAAGCAUGUCUGUGUGUGUACCCUCUGACCGCACUAGUGAUCGGCGCUCCAAAGGAGUAAUUAACCUGCUCUUUAAAUCUCUGAGCUCCAAGCCUGAAGAUGGAAAACCAGGAUCUGACUCUGCUGGCGAGAAAACUUCAACUCAUUUUUAAUUUACCUUCCUAAUAUAUUAUUUUGGAAAUACUGUAAUUUCUAUAUAAAAAGGAAGUUAAAUGAUCUACUUUUGUAAGACUAUCAUUAUUAUUUUUGAGCGGAACUUGUAAUAGUACUUUGUUUGUACUUUUGAGACCAAAGAAAAAUCAAUUGCAUACAUACCUACAUU